CGCUGCAAAAGCGACGCAGCAUCGCUCCGGAGCUGCCAGCGGCGAUCGCGACUGGAGAGAAGAGCCUCUGCCUGCCUGCCUGCCCUGCGCUAUGGACAUCGCCAUCCACCACCCCUGGAUGCGCAGACCCUUCGGCUUCCCCCCGCUCUUCCCUUCCCGGCUCUUCGACCAGCGUUUCGGCGAGGGGCUGCUGGAGUCCGACCUCUUCUCCGGGAUGGGCACGCUCAGCCCUUACUACGGGCGGUUGCCCCCCAUGCCGCAUUUCCCAGAGACCGGGCUGUCGGAGGUGAAGAUGGAUAAAGACAGCUUCUCCGUCCACUUGGAUGUGAAGCACUUUUCGCCAGAAGAGCUGAGCGUGAAAGUGGUGGGCGACCACAUCGAAGUGCACGCCAAACACGAGGAGCGCCCGGAUGAGCAUGGUUACAUCUCUCGGGAGUUCCACCGCCGCUACAUGAUCCCCAAGGGAGUUGACCCAGCUUCGGUCACCUCGGCACUGUCUCCGGAUGGGAUCCUCUCCAUCACAGCUCCUGUUUCCCAGGGUGCCCUGCCGCAGGAGCGCAACAUCCCCAUCAGCCGUCAGGAGAAGCCCGCGGUCACUGGGAAGUAGUUGGUGUACCUGCCCGUGCCAGGAAUCUUGUCCUCCUUCCCUUCUGAAGUCAGCAUCUUGGGCCAGCUCUCCCCUUGACAGUAGCCAACCCCCCCUAAGCUCUAAGGAAUCCACGUUUUGCUCUCUUGAUUCUGCUGGAGGAUCUGACGCCAGAGACUCAGUUGCCCCAGCAUGAUCUUUGAGGGCUCCUACUCCAGAAGCCGUCCUCCAAGAGUUGGGAUCUGGUCUUUUCUCUCCUUGGGUGGGGCGUGGCCCUCUGCCGCAGGCUUAACUUGUUUGUGCUGAACUCUGUGCCGUCCGUAAUAAGGAUACCAAGUUGCAUUUACUUAAGCCGUUGUAAAACUAAUGUUGAUUCUUGGUUAAUAAACUUUUUGAGGUUAA
This is a messenger RNA of Sphaerodactylus townsendi, 988 nucleotides long. It is a transcript of the gene HSPB6, whose product is annotated as heat shock protein family B (small) member 6. Gene Ontology annotation, molecular function: protein folding chaperone; structural constituent of eye lens. The transcript has 3 exons. Gene Ontology annotation, biological process: protein refolding; response to heat. The coding region runs from base 92 to 607 and encodes 171 amino acids. NCBI's taxonomy places the organism in Eukaryota, Metazoa, Chordata, Lepidosauria, Squamata, Sphaerodactylidae. The record is from RefSeq and is a predicted model, not a curated record.